Molecule: messenger RNA, 189 nt
Organism: Stylonychia lemnae
Lineage: Eukaryota; Ciliophora; Spirotrichea; Sporadotrichida; Oxytrichidae
Source: the annotation of a GenBank genome assembly
AUGGAAAAAUUGUAAAAACUGGACAAAGAAUAAUUCCUCUCGAAACUCCCUAAAGUCCUUAUAAGAAAUCAAGUGAAAAAAGAUGAUUCUGAAGCGCAAAGUCCUAUUAUUCCCUAAGUUUUCGAUCAACUAGAUCACAAUCCUAAUUUGUCGAGAUUUAGAAAAAUGAAAUAAAAGGUCAUAGAGUGA